Molecule: messenger RNA, 762 nt
Organism: Letharia columbiana
Lineage: Eukaryota; Fungi; Ascomycota; Lecanoromycetes; Lecanorales; Parmeliaceae
Exons: 1
Coding region: 1-762 (253 amino acids)
Source: RefSeq, a predicted model, not a curated record
AUGGCGACCUGUUUGUGUCUAAUUCCUGAACAGAAGUGGCAAGACCUUACGAACCUGACAACGCCACUCGACGAGACAAAAACAAUGGCUUUUUUCCUGAAGACGUCGAAAUGCAGGCGGCAACCACUGUCUGCAUUCAUGGACAACGACCCUGAUACACCUACAUGCAUGCUUUCGGGUUAUGCUUGCUGUGAUAAUUGUGCCUAUGCCGGCGGAAGCGUCGCAGCUGGGGAGCAAAGCCGUGUCAGACCCAAUGGAUCCUUCGAAGUCCCUGUACUGAGGCCGCCACUGCCAUCAAAUUUUGGCAACCCUGAAAACGGGUCCCUUCAACGAAGAUUUAAUCCUGUUUUUGAUGUUGCUAGUCGAACGGGUAGUGGGGAGCAACACCAAUAUGGAGAUGAUGACACUAGAAUGAGCGACCUGCAAAAUGAGGGGCGUCUGCCCGCUGAAGACACCGCGUUUACAAGAUUCGGUUCCGACCUGGAGACGACUGAUGUUGAUAACGGGCUUUAUCAUCUGAACCCUCUCACCCGCAAGGAUGAAGGAAGUUCUAAAACUCCUUUGAGAGAACCUGCUGUGGAUACAUCGAGAUCACUACCUGUACUACGGAGUAACCUGUCCUAUAGAGAUGGUAACAUCUUGCGACCAGGCUUUGGCAUAGGCCAAAUCCCACGAACAGCUGGUGACUGGUACGGCGACCGGUCGACUCCCAAUCCGAGCAUGGGCUUCACACCGGCAAGCCACAUCUCGCCAUCAACGUAG